UGUUUUUUGUUUGCCUCGUACUCACUCGCUCUCUCUCCUCUCUCUCUCUCUAAAUGUUGUUAAAGAACAUGAACACCCUAAUCUCAACGUCUCUCUGCAAUCGGCACAUCUUGAAGGUACCCAUAACCUCUUCAUUUCUCAGGAACAGCUCGUUCAAUACCCAGUUUCGCAGUAAAAGUAUCAAAAUUCAUGCGGGUUCAAAUGAAUUAGAUACACAGACGGUAGAGGAAUUUAAGCAAGAACUAGAACAACCCAAUGGAAUGAGCAACAUAGAACAAGAAGCUGAAGGAUUAAACCAGGCUUCAACAACAGUAACACCUACUGGUCCUGCAAUCGACAAAGACCUCAAGAAGGUUGUUCAGAAAACUGCUGCAACCUUUGCACCAAGAGCUUCUACUGCUACCAAAAACCCUGCUGUACCUGGAACCGCUUUAUAUUCAGUUUUUGAGGUUCAAGGAUAUGCCUCAAUGUUGUUGGGAGGGGCUCUCGCUUUCAAUCUUAUAUUUCCAUCAAAUGAACCAGACAUAUGGAGAUUAAUGGGGAUGUGGUCCAUCUGGAUGUUCACUAUUCCUUCCCUUAGGGCCCGAGACUGCUCAAAGAACGAGAAAGAAGCCCUGAACUAUCUCUUUCUCCUUGUACCACUCCUAAAUGUGACAAUUCCAUUCUUUUGGAAAUCAUUUGCAGUCGUUUGGUCUGCAGAUACUGUAGCAUUCUUCGCGAUGUAUGCAUGGAAGCUUGGGUGGUUACAAAAAAAGGACUAAGAGUUCAAUGGAAUCACCUUCAUUCGAUUGGAUCAGUCGGCUCAUUCGUUCCUAACUGAUUCUCAAAUUCAUGCUUCAUGUUGCGUGCCAUAUCUGAUUAAUUUUAACCCCUCACAAAAUGAAGCAACUUGCUGCCAGAAUGAGGAACUUAAUAGAUGGGCAGGGUAUUUUGCCCCUUGCCUUUCUUAGGCAUAUACAUACACUUUUUUUCUUGUUGAUGUAUAUUAAUAUUUAUUAUCCAAAAUUUUUGUGGGUUGGCCAGUCAAAUAUAUUGUAGCUAUGCGUAUGCUUGGGAUACAUUGUGCUGUUAUGUUGAUGUGGAUAAGCACUUUAUAUAUAGUUCAUACAGACAAUGCAGUAUGAUGAUGAAUCUCAAAGCUUGAAUUUUUCUCCAA
Messenger RNA from Cornus florida, 1156 nucleotides. RefSeq names its product protein RESISTANCE TO PHYTOPHTHORA 1, chloroplastic. The record is from RefSeq and is a predicted model, not a curated record. The transcript has 4 exons. Gene Ontology annotation, cellular component: chloroplast. Gene Ontology annotation, biological process: defense response. Lineage: Eukaryota; Viridiplantae; Streptophyta; Magnoliopsida; Cornales; Cornaceae. Bases 54 to 761 code for a protein of 235 amino acids.